Messenger RNA from Chara braunii, 999 nucleotides. NCBI's taxonomy places the organism in Eukaryota, Viridiplantae, Streptophyta, Charophyceae, Charales, Characeae. The record is from the annotation of a GenBank genome assembly.
GUCAUCCAGCCAACAAGGAGGGAACGAAGGUGGAAGUAGGGAGCCACCGUGAAAGGGCCCGCCUACUUGUUACAGUUGCAAGCAACUUGGACAUUACGCACGCGACUAUUGGAUGCGUUGGAAGGAUCGGUAUGAAGCCCUGAAAGUUAAACAGGGGGAUGGAUCCAAGCAACCGCAAAGCCGAACAGUCUCCCCGCCGAACCGAAGAUGGGAGCAGAUACGUGGAUCUUCUUCGUACGAACAAGGACGAGGUAGCAGAGGAUCAUAUAGCGUGAAGGAUCUUGUGACACUCCUGGUGGCAAAGGAAGAAGCGAAGGCGAAGAAGAAGCAGGAGAAGGAGGAUAGACUGAGGUUGGAAGAGGAGAGAAUCGCGAAAGAAGGAAAAAGAUUGAGGAAGGAACAAAAGCGAAAACAGGAACAGGAGGAGAACGACCAGAGACUGGCGAAAAUCUUGAAUAUCCAGUUCUCAAAAAGAUACGGUAAGAGACAUGAGUAUAUGGGAGGUAAAUACUCACCUGAGGUAGGAAAAAUUCGAAGCAGACGUCGACGGGAACAAAGAGCAGCGUGGAAGCGUCGCGACUACCGAGGGAGUUCGGUAUCCGAAUCAGACGAUGCGAUCUUGGAUAUCAGCCAACGAACGGAAAACUUAGCACUGUUCGAUAAGCGGAAGAGAGUCAUCACUACGGAGAAGGAAGAAUCUGAGUCCAGUCCGACCACAACUCCAUUGAUGCAAAGUCGAGUGAGGAGGGGAAGGCCACCUACUUCAAGUAAGAAGAUGAAGACUUCGUUGAAGCCUAUUACCAUGAGGGCCUUACAAGAGAAGAACGAUCCUUCGUUGAAAGGGGCAUCGGCAGGAUUGGGACCAGGAGCACGAGAGCAGUUCAUCCAGGACACUGAGAAGUACCUCGAAGCUUUGGAUUACCGUGAAGUACAGUGAUUAUGUAAAAGCGAGGGGGUGAUAUACGUGAGGAAAGGGCAGGCCGUAGCAGCUUUGGCAGA